AUGUAUCGCCCAAACGAACAAGAUGAGGUGCUCGCGGCGCCUGCCAUUCCGUCCGAAGUCCGCUUACAAAGCAUCAUCGCCCUCGUAGUAGCGACCAUGUCCCUGGUUGGUGCAGGAUGGAUCAUGGCCAGUUACGUGAUAUUCCCCGACCUGCGCUCAUUCCGCCACCGUCUGAUCACCGGGCUUGCCAUCAGUGAUGCACUCAUGGCGCUAAACUUCCUGUGCUCAACGGCAAUGAACGUGGGCGGCAACCUCAUAGGCACGCCGGGAAACGUCGGCUUCUGCAGCUUCAACGGUUUCGUGACGCAGGUCUUUGUUAUCCAGACGGACUACUGGGUUCUGACCAUCGCCGUCUGCACGUACUUCAUCUUGGCUGGUCACAAAGUCCAGUCCACCUGGGUGCAGAGCCACGAACUCGUCGUCUUGGCACUGCCCUGGUUUUUCUCUGUCCUCUGGGCCGUUGUUGGUCUCGGUGUUGUCGGUUACGGGGACAUAGGUGCUUGUGAGCGAUUUUUGAUGACAUCCAGCCCCGCCCCUGUUUGA
This is a messenger RNA of Colletotrichum spaethianum, 543 nucleotides long. Its product is annotated as G-protein coupled receptor 1. The record is from RefSeq and is a predicted model, not a curated record. Gene Ontology annotation, molecular function: G protein-coupled receptor activity. Gene Ontology annotation, cellular component: plasma membrane. Lineage: Eukaryota; Fungi; Ascomycota; Sordariomycetes; Glomerellales; Glomerellaceae. Gene Ontology annotation, biological process: adenylate cyclase-activating G protein-coupled receptor signaling pathway. The coding region runs from base 1 to 543 and encodes 180 amino acids. The transcript has 2 exons.